AUGCAUGCCGAGGAGCCCCUACGAGAUGAUGCAUCUAUUAAGGACUUCAACGGUGGCAUUGGGUGUCACAUAGCCUCGACUAUAGAGGAGGCCUUGUUGCUCCCAAGAGAUAUGGCCGAAAUAAAGAACAAGAGGAAGAAUGAACUCGUCAUCCAAAACACUUUUAAGUUGGAUGAGAUGCUUAAUCGCUGCUACAGUCAGCUAGACGACGAAAGGAAGCAACGGGCGUCGGCUGUACAGACUUUGACACAAUCCGAGCAAGACUUGGCUGCUGCGAAGAAGAAAUUACUUGCUGAGGAGCAAGCUCACAAGAGAACUGACUCGGCCUUGGAAGGCUUCCAAAAGCAAGCCGAGGACCAGGGAAAGCGCUUGCGUGAAGCAAAUGCAGAACUAAAAGCUGCCCGAGAGCAAGUUACAGUCCUUAAAAAGCACUUGGAGGAAACCCAAAAGCUGAGGGCGCAAGAUAAAAAGUCCAGGGAGGAAGCUAAGAGAGCAAAAGCCGAGGCCGAACAGGCAACGAACGAGGCCGAACAGGCAACGAACGAGGCCGAGCAGAAAGGCUAUGAAAUCGGUGUGGUUGAGACAAAGGAGACACUAAGGGCAGAGGUGCUAAUGGUGUGCCGCAUCUAUUGUGCCCAAACUUGGGAUGAAGCCCUUAACCGAGCUGGGGUUAAGGCUUCAUCUGAGUUAAGGAGGCCAGAGAGCGUGUUCUACCCUGAAGCAAUCCGCACCUCAGCUCCUCCAUCCAGUAAGGCUGAAGACACUCCCUCAACCAUUAACCCUAAUGAGGAGGUUUUGCCUCCAAGUCUUCCUCCUCCUGGCCAACAAGAGCCAGCUAAAGAGAAUAAUGCCCCUCCAGAAGCCUUCUUGGACAAGACUACAACUGCUUCCGAGGCAGAGGUGGCCUCUCAGGGCUUUCAACAGGAUUUGGCUUCCACAGUCAUGCCAACUGUGGGAGCUAUUAAGGAUAAAGAGGGAGUCACCACCCCGGAGGCAGAUAAAUCAGCCAGCCAAGCUCCAAAGCUCCAAAUCAAGUUGAAAAAAUAG
Messenger RNA from Quercus lobata, 1047 nucleotides. RefSeq names its product protein P54-like. NCBI's taxonomy places the organism in Eukaryota, Viridiplantae, Streptophyta, Magnoliopsida, Fagales, Fagaceae. The coding region runs from base 1 to 1047 and encodes 348 amino acids. The record is from RefSeq and is a predicted model, not a curated record. The transcript has 2 exons.